This is a messenger RNA of Aplysia californica (California sea hare), 2890 nucleotides long. RefSeq lists its product as uncharacterized. The transcript has 3 exons. NCBI's taxonomy places the organism in Eukaryota, Metazoa, Mollusca, Gastropoda, Aplysiida, Aplysiidae. The coding region runs from base 493 to 1359 and encodes 288 amino acids. The record is from RefSeq and is a predicted model, not a curated record.
UUUAAAGAGGAACACAAAGAGGAAUGUUGUACAAUAUGAGGAGAAGAAAAACGCUAAUUUAAGAGUUUAUUUUUAUAACCGCACUCGGAGCAGCAUUAUGAUUACCACAGUGGUUGGGAGCUGCGUUUGUCUAGCCUUUUUUCUCCUUCUUCUAGGGUUGUGAUUGUAUUUUGCAAAUCAAAUCAUUAGAGUUGUUCAGCUGGUUCUCCUGUUGGAUCGUCUCGGCGUAAUUAUUGCUUUGUUUUGUGGCUUCAUGCAAGCAGUUGGCGUCGAUUGCUGGGUGCUUGUUGCUUUCUUGUGGAAUCAGUGGCCAAGACGGCAGACUAACAUUUCUUAGGGAACCGGGCCUGAACUGCGUCUGAGGUGAAUCUCGAUGAACUCCUUGUCUGUUGAAUACAUUGUCUAAUGCACGACCGGGCUCUGGAUAUGAACAACGUUUAAUCCCGGAGCUGAUAACUUCAUAUUCUGUUGUCUGAACUGGAAUAGGCCACUAUGAAUCGCUUGAGGAGAAGGAAACUGUCUACGUUUACCAUUCAAACACAAGGCAAUGAACUCCCCCAUGAUGCCUCAAACAGAAAGACCUCGUCAGUAGUUUACCACAGGCAUGCCCUGGACUUGGGUAUCUGUCCACGAAUGGUACGUCACACGACGGACCUACGUAUGCUGGACUGGAAACGGUACGGCUGGGACAAAGCUGGUCUCGAACCCAGGCAGAGGAUCAGGGGAUGGGCGGGAUUUUUUAAAAACAACAAGAGGGAGUCGGAGACACGACCCUGUAGAAAGACGAAACGCACCUCCUGCAGUUUGUACACUCUUGAGGAAGAACGUAUACCUCUGACAUCGAGAUCACUUCCACCGCUACCAACAAACGGACUGGGUGAACCAAUGUUGAGGAGGCCGACAGUUAUCCCUCCUCACCCCGUCACCGAAGGUGGGGAGAUUUUCAAAAUGAUCACCAAAGGGCGUGAGCUCAAACCGUUCUCUUUCGAAGAUGACCCUGCUAAAGCGAAUAAAUUCUACGACACGCACUUUCCUCUGUUGUGCAAGAAGCUACGUCAAGGCUCACUUCCGGGAUCUGCGCGCGCAGUGACACAGCUUGACGUUGAUCCGGCUCGAGUUAGCAGUGCUGAGAGGCGGACUCGAGAUCUUCUAGAUAGGAUGUCGGACGCUGAACGUCUUCUAGCCGAGAUUGAGUGCGAUUCGGAUAGUUCAGAAGCGAUGGUCACCGAAUUGAGAGAUGUGACCUUUGACCCUACUUCAUGGUCGUGGAACAAGGAAAGGUACGCAGUUCCCGACGGUUACACCGUCAAUACCAGGCCUUCUAAACCCAACGCUGGGAUAAAAGUGAACAGAAAUUAGGACAAGUGAUGAACGCUUUCCUUCAGAUACGUUACAUUUGCACUAGUUCGCAUUAGGCUUACUACUAAAAGCCGGAACGAUUGGGCCAUAUUGCAAACUACAGUAAUAUAACAGGCCCACGGAUGUCAUGUUUGCGGAUAGUUUUCCUCAAAUGUAUUUCAAUUAUAUUGUCUUUAAUGCAACAGCGUUGUGCGUCAUAAUUUUCAUACAAAUAUUUCUCGUUGAGGUCAACAGAGCGCUGAUUUAUCUUUGUCUCGCUCAGUUUACGAAUAUAAUUCUACGGCUCCGAAUUCAGCUUUGCACACCCUUCACACCCGAGGAGCAAAUCGUGAUGUUGACUAGAGAAUUUAAAAAAAAGAUAUGAGGGGUAAAUGGGCGAACAGACUGAACAAUGUUCGGGUUGUGAAGUCGAGGAACGUCAUAAAGUUGUAACGAGCAACUUGUGAUUUCUCAGUGCGGUUCAAUAUCCAGUGACGUGGAGACACCAUUUUGACCUUUAUAACACUCACCUCGAGGAAUAUGUAUUAGGCAGAAAUAUCAAGGGAGGGUAGGGCUACCUGGCAGCUAAGCCCUUGCAGGGUUGGUGGUGAUGGCGUCUUAGCGUAGAGGACCUAUGACACUUGCCUCCAAUCCUAAAGGUCCACUAGAGUCCGACUAGAGUCCUUCCGGGAGAUUUCAGACAUCUCAGAUACUCACCUUUACUUCCACCUUUUUUUAUCCUCUGUUGUCAAUAAGCGUCGAGGGGAAAUGCAGUUUUCUAUGGUAUGCCAGCUCUGCAGCUCUGUCAGUUUGGAUUUUAAUAUGAUUUCUCAGGGUUUCUUUGACGCCCCCAAUCUAUCUUUUGCGUGGCCUUCCUUUUUCCUUUAGAAACUUCUCUGAUACUUUCUCAAAUCCAACUGGGACGGACACUACAUCGGAGAAGCAACAUAAUAAGUGUAAUUAGUAUUCUUUUUAGAAUGAGAGGAUAGGGGAGGUACGGGAGAGAGUUGCCAGAAGCAGCCAGCACUCCGUGAGUUCACACGGUGAACGCAUAGAAGGGUUUAUCUUGUCUGUAGUGACAGGCAAAAAAAGGGGGGGGGGAGUCUCCUUUUUAUGUAAGUGUUUUUACGCCACCAUUGACACAAUUUAGAUCAUUUAAGGGAGCGGGCUUCCAUCCCCCGCCUGUCAGGGCCAACCUGGGCUGAGAGGGAUACAACAUCCCAGCAGAAAGACCGAGAUUUAAAAAAAUAAAAAUUCUCCCUACUUGGGAAUAGAACUCCGGUCUCCUGCGCGCGAAGGCGAAGCACCUAACCACUACGCAGUUGGCGCCUGCGGGAUAUCUCAACUCUUUGAAAUGUUUAGUAUACUUAGGUCAAUAUGCGUCUUUCCAGCUUCUCAAAUUGAAGUUUGCAUGUUCACUUACAACAUACCUGGUUCAUACUUAAGGAAACGACGACGACCAUGACUCACAGUAUGACCAUACGGACAAUUUAUUGUAUUCACAUUAAGUGAUAGGAUUUCCAAUAAAUAAGAUACAAGUACAUGUAUUGCA